Vitrella brassicaformis is the source of this 686-nucleotide messenger RNA. Lineage: Eukaryota; Vitrellaceae. The record is from the annotation of a GenBank genome assembly.
AUGCCCGUUAUGCUGUUGCGCAACUUGAACCUUGGAGCUGGGCUGGCCAACGGAACCCGGCUGAGGAUCAAGGCCAUGAAAUAUCGGGUCAUCCAAGCCGAGAUCCUCACCGGACCGAAGGAAGGGGAGGACGUAUUCAUCCCUCGCAUUACCCUCGACGCGGCUAAGCACGCCAACGCGCCAUUUCCCUUUCAGCGCAAGCAAUUCCCACUGCAGCCGGCUUUUGCGAUGACGAUCAACAAAGGGCAGGGUCAGACGCUGGAAAUGGUCGGCUUGGAUCUCACGCAUGAAGUCUUCGGUCACGGACAGCUGUACGUGGCAUUAUCUCGCGUCGGCGACGCUACCAGGCUGUUCGCUUAUGGUGGCGACUUGGAUAAUGUCCGCAAUGUCGUCUAUCGGGACGCUGUCCUCUAGCCGAAUUCUUCUCACACAUUUGCCUGUCUCCAGCGCGUGUCUCUUCUCUCUUCCACAUGUCAUGUCUCUGAUUCUUGACCCCUCUCUUCGUCUUCAGGCGGUUUUCUCGCUGUCCUCUUUCUCCUCUUUCUGAGCCUUGCACAUGUGAACACCGCUCUCCUCGCCUUCUGUCGUUUUUCUCACUGUCGUCCCUUUUCCCCUCUUUCUCAGCUCUUCUGCUGUCGCCCAUUAGAUUGGCCUUUUAAUUUCGCUCAUGACAUGCUGUGUUCUCG